Eurytemora carolleeae is the source of this 474-nucleotide messenger RNA. Its product is annotated as gamma-aminobutyric acid receptor subunit alpha-5. Lineage: Eukaryota; Metazoa; Arthropoda; Copepoda; Calanoida; Temoridae. Gene Ontology annotation, molecular function: extracellular ligand-gated monoatomic ion channel activity; transmembrane signaling receptor activity; neurotransmitter receptor activity. The transcript has 5 exons. The record is from RefSeq and is a predicted model, not a curated record. Bases 70 to 474 code for a protein of 134 amino acids. Gene Ontology annotation, cellular component: synapse; neuron projection; membrane. Gene Ontology annotation, biological process: nervous system process; monoatomic ion transmembrane transport; regulation of membrane potential.
ACAAAAACAUUGAUCUCUCACUUGAAACUACGCUUACAGUCCCUUUCAGACUGAAUUAAAGAUUGUACUAUGCAGUUCAACUACUGUGAUUCAAAGCCGACAAACUCUGUACAUGAACAAAAACUAGAUUCUAAAAAAAGGCCAGGGCUUGAGAAGGAACAAACAAAUAUUCAUGUUUCAAUUCACAUCAGGAGAAUUGGACCCGUGGAUGAAAGGAAGGAAGUAGUUUAUCUAAACUGCUAUUUCCGCCAAUACUGGAAGGACAGAAGAUUGGUUUAUAACACACCUAAAGUUAAAGAGUUAUCCCUAAACUACAACAUGAAGGAUUUUAUUUGGAGACCAGAUACUUACUUUAUCAAUGGAAGAGAAUCAUUUCUUCACAAAGUGUCAGUGCCAAACCGGUUUUUUAGGAUUAAAAGAUCAGGAGAAGUAUGUUAUUCACAGAGGCUGACAUUAUGUUUCGAGUGCAGGUAG